UAAAAACAGGGAAAAAUCAUUUUUGCAUUAUCUCUAUAUAGUACAUACAAACAGUAUUACUUUAACUUUACAUUAAUAGUUAUUAGUGACUUGAAGCCGAUAAUGGCGUCUCUACAUGGCUAGCGACUCGUGUCCAAGUGUCCAAGUCAUUACUGUAGCCCCCUCUGUUGGUGGAAAUAAGCUCUAACCAGAUUUGCAGUGCUUUUCUGGGUGUUUUGUAUGUGCUGUCGAACGGCUCCAGUCGGGGACAGGACACCAAAAACCGGGAUUAUCCCGAUAAAACAGUCACCAACGUCUAGUCACCCAUAGGUUAAAUAUUAUCCUACACAUUUCACCCAAGCUUCCGUCUUUUAAGACUGUGUUUGACAUUGCUCUGGUCUGGAUAAGACAGAUUUGCCACCUCUGGCACAAUCGGUUUCACUUUACAGAACUGACGGAUUGAUUUUACUAUGAAACAUGAGAAUUUUAAAUUCAGAUGAGUUAAAAAUUGCAGAGACUACUUUAUAUGCGCAUCUGCCUAAAUCCAUAAAGGUGUAUGGAUUCGUUUUUGCUAUAAACAGACAGAAACCACACACUUUGGAGGUAUUGGUGGAUACGUGGCCAGCUUUUACCACUAUCAUUGUUCGACCAGAUCCAAAUAAUAAUCGAGCAAAGGACUUUAUGAAAAAGGUGACUCUAUACAGUACAGAUGAAGAAGUCCUGAGAAGAAUGCUGACUGUGGAAAAUGCAAUUGACUGGAGCACAUACUUCUUAAUAGGAGGAUGUGAUGUACGUCAUUCACCAAUGCUGAAGGAAAUUGCUGCUUCUAGGGGCGUCACUAUGAAAGGGUACUCUUUAGUGCACCUUAUGAUAUUAACUGAUCCCAGUCAUUUACCUGAGCUAACUGCCAGUGACCUUGACACCAGAGUGUCUGUCCUGAAUGAGUCACAUGCCGAUGCAGUUAACAAGACUUGGAAAUUUGGUGGGGAUGACAAAGGUUACAGGAACAUCCUCCAUCUCAUCAGCCAUUUCCCCACAUGCUGCAUAACGGAUGAGAACAACCAGCCUGUGUCUUGGGUACUGUUGUAUGAUUACUGUGCCAUAGGAAUGUUGUACACUCUACCAGAGCAUCGUGGGAAGGGAUAUGCCAAAACCCUGGUCACUACAAUGGCAAAGAAGCUCCAUUCUCAGGGCUAUCCUGUGUACUGUUUCAUUGAAGAAUGCAAUCAGCUUUCCUACAAACUUUUUACAAGCCUUGGUUUUACAGAGGACCCCUCGUAUAGGGCUGCCUGGUACGAAUUCAUUUGUUAGAGUGAAUACUCACCACUACUCUUUUGAAUGUUGUCAUGAAAUCAAAAUUCUAAUUUUUUAAUGCACUUCUGCAUUGUUUAUUAUAAAUGAUUUAUUUGUGCACAUCAUUAUUUUUGGAAAUUCAUGUGCUCAUGUAAUCUUUAAUCAAAAACUUUAACUUUCCUUCUCCCUCAUGAUUACGUGAAGGUGCAGUCACAUACAAAAAGAUCUAUUCACAGUUGUAAUAUUUUUUGUACAUUUUGAUGAUGACAUUGUGAUCUAGAACUUUCACUAAAAUGUUUUAAGAAUGAAGGUCAAACCACCAAACCUGGGUAAUGACACUACUUGCCUCAUGUUAGAGGAAAUCUGUGUUAAGUUGAGUUAUUGGAGAAUGCCUGAGCAAUUUCCAUUUUAAAUAAAAAAGUAUUAAAGGUG
This is a messenger RNA of Megalobrama amblycephala (Wuchang bream), 1704 nucleotides long. RefSeq lists its product as uncharacterized. The transcript is spliced from 5 exons. NCBI's taxonomy places the organism in Eukaryota, Metazoa, Chordata, Actinopteri, Cypriniformes, Xenocyprididae. Gene Ontology annotation, cellular component: mitochondrion. Bases 457 to 1290 code for a protein of 277 amino acids. The record is from RefSeq and is a predicted model, not a curated record. Gene Ontology annotation, molecular function: glycine N-acyltransferase activity.